Messenger RNA from Mercenaria mercenaria, 825 nucleotides. RefSeq lists its product as uncharacterized. Lineage: Eukaryota; Metazoa; Mollusca; Bivalvia; Venerida; Veneridae. The record is from RefSeq and is a predicted model, not a curated record. The coding region runs from base 1 to 825 and encodes 274 amino acids. The transcript has 7 exons.
AUGACUUCUCAUAUGACAUCAACUGGAGAACCAGUGCCUAAAGUUAGAAAGUCUACACAGUUGGUAAUCGAGGGAGCGGAGAACAUGCCAGGAACAAAAACCACGCUAGCUCCUCCGUCGUUUGCUUCAAAAUCAAAAGGUGUAUUUACUGUUGAUCUGAAACAACUCAACCACUGCCCGGAUAAAUACAGAGUGCGACGGAUAAGACAAGAAUGGGUAAAAGACAUCAAAUCUUCGAUGGUCAUAGACGGGUCCAUGAUACUACCCACUAUUCUUCCAGUGAUUUUACCCAACAAUGACUUCAAUGAAGCACAUAUAAUGAAUUACCAGUUUUAUGUGGUUGGUGGAAAUCAUAUGCUAGUUGCUCUUCGAGAACUUCAGGAAGAAACAGGAAUACAGAGAAAUGUUAAAGUGGAAGUAUUUGUAGGAGUCACUGACGACGAAAUCAGAUCAAUCGCCAACACACACAAUUCAAAACUGAAAACGCUUCCUGUCACAUUCCAGGAUAAGGUAUACCAGGCAAGGAAACUUACAGAAGUUGUAGAUGAAAGUAAACUGAGCCAAGCUGUGAGUAAAAUGCUCACUGAAGUUACACUUCAGGUGAAGUAUAAAAGGAUCCAUGCUGAGGUGUCACCAGAAACGUGUACAACAAUUGUGUCCAUUGCAAAGUACUCGGCAGAAGAGUAUGCUUUGGUUGAAGAGAUAUUCCAGAAUUAUGAGAGAACAGCAGGAGCAGGGAAAAGUAUUCCUGUUAAGGCAAAUGAUCCUGUUUCCAAUGGCAACAGAAAGGAAAAAUAUCUUGCUGUCCAGAACCACAAGGCGUAG